Molecule: messenger RNA, 1125 nt
Organism: Parnassius apollo (apollo)
Lineage: Eukaryota; Metazoa; Arthropoda; Insecta; Lepidoptera; Papilionidae
Source: the annotation of a GenBank genome assembly
AUGCAGGAUUUCACAUCGCCUGGCGUCAUUAUGAGGGAGCGAAGCUUCAUUCGCCCGCAGUCUCAUCAUAAUAUGCAUCACAACCAGUUUCCGCACAAUGGGAAACGGCGGAGCAUGAUCCUGACCAAUGCCAAGGGAAAGCCCACGCUUGAGAUCUACAGGCCUCCAGGCGUCCGCACAGACGGCGUGGCGGCGCCGGCGACGGCCGCCAACAGCACCGGAGCGACAACGGGCACCACCACGACGGCCGGCAACAAACUGAAUGUCCACGCUAAGGAGUUCACCAUGGCCAAGCCCGUCGACCUGCAUAAUAGGUCAGCGAUGGGCAUGGGGUACGCGGGCGUGGGCUUGCAGCACUCGCGGUCCGCAGUGCUGCAGGCGCAGGUGCCGCCGCACUACCGGCCCGUGCUGCCGCCGCACGCGCUGCUCAACAGCACCUCCAGCGGCAACGUGCCGCACGUCGCGAGCGGCCCGCGAGUGCACUUCAAACUUCAACCGCAGCAACUCGGCGAGAAAAAGAAGUCGCCGCCGUCGUCGCUGACAAACGGCAAUGGCAAGAGCAUCCGUCCGCAGUCGUUCACGCCCGGGCUCAAGCGCUCCAAGUCGCUGACGUCCGCGGACACGCUCGCCAGCGGUAUGGCUGCACUCGGCCUCGCUGCGGAUGCCGGCGACCUGGGUACAUUUCCGCCGGAGAUACAGGAGUGCAUUGACAAGGCGUUGGACGAUCCGAACUCUGUGGCGGCGCGCACGCUGAUGGAGGCGGUGGGGCACCUGGUGGCGCGCGCGGUGGAGUCACCGCGCUACGCGCUGCCGGCCGCGCGCCGCUGCAUCGCCGUCGUCGAGCGCGAGCACACCGAGACCUUCCUCGAGUCGCUGCUCAACACCUGCCAGCAGUGCUACCUCGACCGCGACAAGCUGCUAGGCGCGGUGGUGGGCGGCGGGCGGCCGCGGCUGAUGGCGUUCCUGUCGUUCCUGCUGGAGAUGUACUGCCAGCUGCGGCGCCGCGCCAUUCAGCGCCGCGGCGCCAGCGCGCAGCCCGGCCACGUGCUGCUCACGCUCAUCGCCAAGUGCUGCGAGGACUGCAUCCGCCAGCCCGUGCCCUCGCCCAGCGACGUGAGUGCCAAC